GUUACUAUUAUAACAUGCAAACAAUGUGUUUUUUCUUGGAGUUCGUUGACUGUUAGCCAUGACUUCCAAAACAAGUGGACGCGUUGUUGUGGAUGCGCUAUUGGUCGUUCCAAAUGUUUUCCAUCAUUAAUAGCGUUUCCUCAAACGCGUUGCACUUCUUUAUACAGUAAAUGUAAACCUUAUCCAUCUCCUCAACCAAUGGCAUCUGGAAGCGGUAAGGAGGCUCCGAAAGAAGGGGACUUCAGGAUGCCUGGCCUUAGAGGAGCAAAGACCACCACGCUUUUCCGAUCUGUCAACCCUGAGCUCACCGUUAGACCCAACAAGCCAGUGAUGUCAUUUGGACUUGUGACAAUUUCCUUGUGUGUGGGCUACCUGGGAUACCUUCAUGCCACCAAAGAGAACGACCCGCAGCUGAAUGAAGUUAUUGACAGUGAAGGGGAGGAAAACGUCUAAAUGGGACUGAUCAAAUCAGAUGUGCAAUAUAUCCUGAACAUUAUUGUGGUAAAAAUGGCUUUGCAUGAAAGCACUGGAUCUAUGUAAUGACGAUGGUUAUUAAAUAUUGUUACAAUUAGGCAAUA
Oncorhynchus kisutch (coho salmon) is the source of this 578-nucleotide messenger RNA. Its product is annotated as small integral membrane protein 8. The coding region runs from base 199 to 453 and encodes 84 amino acids. The transcript has 2 exons. Lineage: Eukaryota; Metazoa; Chordata; Actinopteri; Salmoniformes; Salmonidae. The record is from RefSeq and is a predicted model, not a curated record.